Lepisosteus oculatus (spotted gar) is the source of this 4381-nucleotide messenger RNA. It is a transcript of the gene gpc5a, whose product is annotated as glypican 5a. NCBI's taxonomy places the organism in Eukaryota, Metazoa, Chordata, Actinopteri, Semionotiformes, Lepisosteidae. Gene Ontology annotation, biological process: regulation of protein localization to membrane; positive regulation of canonical Wnt signaling pathway; cell migration. The record is from RefSeq and is a predicted model, not a curated record. Gene Ontology annotation, cellular component: cell surface; extracellular region; plasma membrane.
CCCUUUCUUCACUGACGCCAACUCUUCUGUAUAGCAACGAAAGAGAGCACGCCGUCUUUGAAAGAACUGUUUGACUCGGGCCCUUCUCAAACAAAUCUGAACUCAGUGCAAGAAUAUACAUCAACACAGUGACGCUAGAGACUAGUGGGAACCUUUAGGCGAUCUCUUUUACUUUUCAAUUCCAGAUGCCGACAAGAAUAAAGAAAUAACACCUUGUUAAUGAAAUAUUGAAAAGAAGACAGGAAGGCUGAAGGGUUACCUGCCGAAAAUUUUGGUUUUAUGAUACUCAUGCGUUAAUGUAGGACUUGAUCCUUCUAUAGUAACAAAAUGGGACCGAGAAGGUUGUUUUGCUGUCUGGUGCUGGCUGUUUUUUUUGGACUCAGUCUGGAAAGUCCAACCAGCUGCGAUGAAGUUCGAAAAGUUUUUGAACUUAGACAGAUAGGACCCGUGAAAUCGCUGCCAGAAUUCCCAAUUACAGGCUCAGAUCUUCAGGUAUGUACUUCAAGGAACGUAACAUGCUGUACCAAAAAGAUGGAAGAGAAAUACCAGGUAGCAGCCAGACAUGAUAUCCAGCAUUUGCUGCAGACAUCCAGCUCAAGUUUAAAGUUUUUAAUUUCACGGAAUGUAGCUGCAUUUCAAGAAACAUUUGAAACACUCAUCCGGCAUGCUGAGAACCACACAAAUACAUUGUUUCGCACAACAUACAGAAACAUGGCUGCGGAUGCUGCUGGAUCUGUUAAGGAACUCUUUACAGAUGUAGGACUUUUUGUGUUGGGCUCUGAGGUCAGCGUUGAGGAUUUUGUCAACAGAUUUUUCGAUAGCCUGUUCCCUUUGGUUUACAACCACCUUAUAAACCCUGGCUUGACAGAUAUAACGAUUAACUAUGCUGAAUGCAUACGGAUGACAAGAAGGGACCUGAAUCCCUUUGGAAACUUUCCCAAGUUGGCAGUUGGACAAAUAGGAAGAUCUAUGCUACCAGGACGUGUUUUCUUACAGGCCUUGAAUUUGGGAAUUGAAGUUAUUAACACCACAGACCACUUGCAAUACACAAAGGAGUGCAAAAGAGCACUACUCAAGAUGCAGUACUGCCCCCAUUGCCAAGGGCUGACACAAAGCAAACCUUGUAUGGGAUACUGUCUAAAUGUGAUCAGAGGAUGCCUGGCCAACAUGGCAGAGAUUGACAGUCACUGGAGGGAGUAUGUAAGGUCUUUGGAGGAAGUGUCAAAUAGCAUGCAUGGAAGUUAUGACGUUGAACAAGUACUGCUUAACUUGCAUUCACUUGUGAAUGAUGCUAUAAUGCAUGCUCAAAUAAAUGGACCAAAGCUGUCAGUUCAGGUACACAAGAUGUGCGGACAUCCAAACAGAAAAUCAGCACAGUCAUCAGGCUCUCCACUUGAGAAUGCCAAAGAUUUGGUCUCUCUGAAGGUUCCUCCUAGAAAUACAGAAGAAUCUCUUGCCAGCAGACGAAAAGAGUUCAUUAAUAGUCUGCGGCUGUACCAGACAUUUUAUGCUGGACUUGCAGAUCAUCUUUGUGUGAGUGAGCUGGCUUCAUCUGAUGGGCUCUCAUGCUGGAAUGGAGCAGAUGUGGUAAAAAGUUACACCCUCCGAGUAGUUGGCAAUGGCAUUAAAGCUCAGAUGGCCAACCCAGAAGUAAAAGUGAAAGGAACCGAUCCUUUAAUAAACCAGAUCAUUGAUAAACUGAAACACAUCAAUCAGUUGUUGCAGGGGAAAUCCAUUCCAAAGUAUGGCAGCUUGGACUUGAUAGAGACUGGCAGUGGGAAUCAUGAAGGCCAGAUCAGUGGAGACUGUGAUGACGAAGAUGGUUGUUCGGGAUCAGGAAGUGGCGAAAUGAACAAAGUGCUGCAAGUCACCAAGCGGAUACCAGAGAAGGUGAAUGACAACAGAAGGCGUACCCAGCAGACAGAAAAUGUUGAAAUUAUGGACAGAUCUGGCACACACAGUAGAAAGGAAGCCAACAUUUUUACUUUUAAUUUGAUUUGUGUGAUCAGUUUCCUUUUAAAUGUCUGGUAACAUAACUGACAUACAGUGUAUAGUACUGAUUACUAAGCCUGCAAAAGAAAGGCUUGUUUUAACAAGUAGUGCCAAGAUGGCAUGACAGCAUGCCUCUUCUAUCAAAGAUAACAGGAAAACGUAGGAAUAACAUUAUGAAACUAUAAUUUAUUUGAAAAAAGUCUGGAAUACAUGUUUUCUGUCUUGAAUGAAAAUAUAUAAAUAAUCAGCAUGUUGUUCUCUUCACAGUGUAAGAAUAAAUUCUUCAAUAACACUAAAAUAUCCUGUGCCAUUGACUGUAUCAAGCACUCACUAAACUAGUUAUCUCACUAGUGGCAGACACUUAUUUCCACUUAUUUUUAAUAUCCAUGUAACAGCAUUAUCUUUAAAAAUGUAUUGUUUUAACUUUUUAUGUAAUUUAUUUAGUAACCAAGCUUUCAGUUCAAUAUUAUUAAGUAGCAUAUUUCAUUUAGACCUCACAGAAAGUUUUUCAAAUAAAAAAAAAAGUUUUUUAGCCAGAUAUUAAAAGCCAUCUGUUUUUGCUGCUGUGCGAUAAUGAGGAACCAAAUUCCAAAGUAAGAGCUAUUAUAUUUUUUUAGAAAUUAUUUUGGAGUUUUUUAAAAAAGAUUUAAAAAUGCAUCACAAUUACCACUGAAAUGCAAGAUUGCAUAUAAAGUAAGUAAAAAGACGAAACUUCUAACAGCCAUUUAUUUGGCUUUUGUCUCAGUGUCAAUCCUCCCUGACACACCUAAUCACAUUCUUGUUUAAAACCCAAGAUUUUUUCUAACACAGAAGGUUAGCACAUGGAUCUACCUAUCUUCCAAAAAGAAACAGUAAAGUUAUUUUUUAAUUUUUUAUUGUUAUUUUGAAUUCAGUUAAUUUCUUUCAAGUUUUCUCUUUCAUAGGGUUUCAUAUUUUGUAAGUGCUGUUACUAAUCCAUUACAUUUUCUUUUCUGUUCUGUAUAAAAAAAAUAUAGAUGCCUAUUUCUACAGUGACAAGCUACUCAUAUUUGGGAUUUAAAGAACCAUUUCAAUUCUGAUGUUGCAUUCAGUGCAUUUACUGAAAGAAAGGUUUCCCUUGCUCCAUUUUUUUUUAAAUUGUUGGAUCCAGCAUUGUAAGAGCUUCUCUCAAACAAUCCUUUAGCUAAUGGCAGUCGUGGAUCAUAGUAUGCAAACAAAGAGAUAAUUGUGGCAUGUAAUCAUAUAUUAUAUUAACAACUAUAUAAUGAGCCUAACAAAAUUUAAAAAAAUCAUGCUGUAAUUUCUGUCCACAAUUCUCUUAUUCUGCUCUAAAAAUUAGAAGAGCAAAUUAAAAAUAUAAAGUAGAUCAGGCUGGUCCAGACAAGGGAGUUAACUGAGUUGCCGAUGGGGCCAGGAAAGUCCCUGUGGUGUAUUGCAAUUGAUGGAGUCCUGUUAAGACUGUGUGUAGAAUAGUUGAUACAGUAGAAGCCUUUUUAUAUAUAAUGUUUGGCAGUUUACUAACUGAAAUCCUCUAAAAACCAGCAAUUUCUCCAUAAGCUUAAUUUUCUUACUCUCCAGGAAAAUCUGUGGUUCUAUCCAGCUUGAAUCCUCUGCCGUCUUUCAGUAGUUCUGGAUGCUGCUGAGAGUGCAAACUCAGUUAUUGUGCAACUUCUGCAAUAGUUCAGACAAAUUAUGUCAUCUUUGUUCAUUUUUUUACUUGUUCUUUGUAAGCUUUAGUGUUAUUGAUUAUGUGAUAACAUAUGUAAAUCUUGAGUAACCAGCAUAUUUGAUUAUCCUGUAUCUCUCAUUCUGUGGAUAUCAGGUGGCAAUUUUUUAUUGUAGUUGGAUUGAUGGUUUCAUACACAGCAGUACCUCCCGCUGGUGGACCACACUUAAACAGCAGUUGUGCCUGUUGUCAGGUAGCCAUUCAUAUUCCCUACACAUGUUUCUGAGCCUGGUGUUAAAGUAUGAAUCAGCUAUGUCACCUGAUCUUAGUGGAAGCUUGCAUUUGUGUACAGUUCUCUGUCAGUGCAAGUUGUCAAUCAACACAAUGGUUUGACAAGCAAUUGUAGAUUUCAAACUGAAGCAUACAAAAGGAAAAUUGAGAUUCUGUUUUAACAAUGAUAAUCAUCAGUGGUUGAAGAUUGCCAGAAAGGGUCUGUUACACUUCUCCUUACAUUGCAUUUGCAUCUAGUUUGGAACAGAAUGUCUUUCAUUUAAUUUACAAUGCAAUGAUGGUCAAUAAGACAGUGUUGGGAAAGAACAGCCACCAGUAGAAAGUUGUAUCUUUGUUGAUUUGUCUAUUUAUAUGGCUGUCAAUUCAUUCUGUUAGAUCUCCAAUAAAUACUGUAAUAACUUGAAAUUAUUUUAAAUGAUUUUAUUAUAUAAAAUAAAGAGUAGUAAAAUAACA